CAGUGUUGAGCAGGCUGGGGCGUGCAAUUGGAUUUGAAGCCAAACCGGAAGAAAGCCACGCUUGUAUGGUCCUUCUGGUGAUCCUCUUUCAGUUCUAUUAUUCAGUUGGAUGGUUUGACGUGGUUCUGUCUCCAGCUGCUGCCUCCUAAUAUUAGCUAGAUGCUUGGAGAGGCUUGGUCCCAGCUUCUGGUGGUUACCGCCACGUUGCCGCCCUUGCGCUCGUCAAAUCUGCAUUUGGGCAAGCUCAGUUUGGUAGCUAGUCUUAUAUUUUUCUGAGCAACAAGGCAUGCAACCGUUUAUUCUACUUGUCAUCGGAUCCGACAGAUUUUGAUUGCUCUCUACUUGGUAGAUUAGGUUAUUGGCCUGAUUGGCUUUUGGUUUUGCUGAGCAUUUGGAGCGGCACUCACUUGCAACAACCGGAGGAAGCUCGGAUAAACAGCUAGCAGUUCUUCCUCAUUUCAGCGGCAGGUUACAGUUGCCUUCUUUCAUAGCUGCUAACCUGGUUCCUGACACUGCACCCCGACAUGAUACUGCCGUCAUGCUACCAGAACUUGAGCAGUUUCAUCACGUAGAAAGUUUGCAGCCAACCAUUCGGAAGGGUGCUUUACAAGGCACAGCAGCGCGGAGACGCAAUAAGCAUGCUGCUUCGUAACGUCCCACCUCCUUUGCUACCAGGAGAACAGUUAUACGAGCUCUAAGGUGCCAAAUUGAGAAGGGACACAGUAUCUGUAUGAGAUGGAAGGACCAAUCAGCGGAAUGAGGUCAUCUUGGCCGGCGGGACGGCCACAGGAAGCCCCAGCUACUAGCCGCUCUUUCAAGCUCAGAAAAUUGCUGUUGAGAUACUACCCCCCUGGAAUCAUUUUGGAGUAUGAGGAUCAAGCGGGAGCAGUUCAGCAAAGCAGCCUGGAUCUGCUGAAUUUGGAUGCAGACACGGAUGUCGAGGCGGUGUGCAGCGAGAUCAUCGCGCAGGAGGGCCUGGUCGGCGAGAGCCGGCGCGGCACGCUGCGCAAGAUGGUCGAGAAGCUGCAGAAGAAGAUGCGCACGGACGCAGGGGCGCACCAGGAGUUCCGGACGCACAAGGUGUUGAAAGCCCACAUGCUGCCGUUAACCAACUGUGCCUUCAAUAAGUCGGGGGACCGCUUCAUUACUGGCAGCUAUGACCGCACCUGCAAGGUCUGGGACACGUACUCUGGGGCUGAGAUCCACUCGUUGGAGGGGCAUAAGAACGUGGUGUACGCCAUAGCGUAUAACAACCCGUUCGGCGACAAGAUCGUUACGGGGUCCUUUGACAAGACCUGCAAGCUAUGGCACGCAGAAACGGGGGAACUGUUGCACACGCUACGAGGCCACCAAACGGAGAUCGUGUGCCUUUCCUUCAACCCGCAAUCAACAGUCAUCGCGGCCGGGUCGAUGGAUAGCACCGCGAAACUGUGGGACGUCGAAACGGGAACCGAAUUGUGUUCGUUAUGGGGCCACAAUGCGGAGAUUGUCAGCCUCAGUUUCAAUACCGAGGGCGGGUUAGCCGUAACCGGCUCCUUUGACCACACGGCCAAGAUCUGGGACGCCAAGAGCGGGCGGUGUAUACACACUCUGGCGGGGCAUCGAGCUGAGGUUUCGGCGACCCAGUUCGACUUCGUGGGCGGAAUCGUGUUGAGCGGAUCAAUAGACAGGACGUGCCGGUUAUGGGACGUAGGUUCGGGGCGCUGCAUCCAGGUCAAGCAGGGUCACGAAGACGAGGUUUUGGACGUUGCUUUCGACACCACGGGCAACAAGUUCGUGUCCGCGAGCGCCGACGCCACCGCGCGCAUUUACAGCACGGCCUCCGGGGAGUGUCUGCACGAACUGGGGGGGCACGAGCUCGAGGUGUCCAAAGUGGCGUUCAACCCCCCCGGAACGAAAGUGAUCACCGCCAGCAGCGACAAGACGUGCCGGCUGUGGGACGCGCGCACCGGCGAGUGUUUACAGGUUUUGGAAGGGCACACGGACGAGAUCUUCAGCUGCGCGUUCAACUACGAGGGCGACUUUAUCAUCACCGGGUCAAAGGACAACACGUGUCGCAUCUGGAGGGCGUGACACGUGUCGCAUUUACCGAAAGGCUUCAUGGGAGUCGACUUGACGUACACGUACAAUUUCAGUUCCCCAGUUCUAGUUCCUAACAAAGAGUCAGGGUUGCGACCGAGUCAGAAACGGGCACGGUUAGUAAACGGGUUAGUGGGCUGUCCUGCUUGGACAAAGGUGAUGCGAGGGUGAGGUUAUCUACACCUAGGGGCGGGCUGCAUGCGCAUUGCGUGCGUUCCGCUGUGGUGGGGGCAAUUGGUGUGUUAGCUUUGAAGCGAAACGGAAUCCACCGGGCUAGUCUCGUCGUUGUGCUAGGCACAAGGAACUUAGUGGCAGGGUUUCAAUUGCUCGUCGGUAGCUGAAAUAAGCCGAGAUGUCGACUGGCAAGCGGCCCGAACCAAAGGACAGCAUUAAGAACAGCGAAGCUCGCGCACGUAUUUUCGACGAGCAGAAACAUAAGGAUGACUUUACUGAGCAAGGGGGCGGAUGAUUUAUAUACCGGGGUACAAGUUGAGCUUGUACAUAUGCAUCUUGGCCUGUACAAAGUGAAGCGGCGGUUCUAGGAAGUACAAUAUGCACGCAUAAUCACCGUACUAAUCUGACUGAUCUUCAAUGAUCGGUCUGGCCUUUUCACGCUUGGAAUUCUUCCCAAUGUGUUUUAACUUUUGUUAGACGUUGCUCAGACUCGGAGGCUAGCGUUGAUUCACUUACGACUCGAUGGCAGCGCGAAGUAGCUCAAUUCAGGCUGAGAGUUUGCCAUGCAUACACAAGCCUUUGCAAGUACAGCAGUCGGAACGGACCUAUGAACUUGAGUGAAAGCAUUCGACACCGGCCU
Molecule: messenger RNA, 2893 nt
Organism: Klebsormidium nitens
Lineage: Eukaryota; Viridiplantae; Streptophyta; Klebsormidiophyceae; Klebsormidiales; Klebsormidiaceae
Source: the annotation of a GenBank genome assembly